GGCAGUGCGUGCGGUUAGCUCGGAGCUAAAGCUAAAAACAGUGCAAACAUGUCUAAAAGCCAAAAGCUCAGAGCUCUGGUGAAUGUGCGGCUGACUGCGGCUGCGGAAGAGAUAUUUGCGCUCUUUGAAAGAACGAUAGCGGAAUAUGAAGAGGAACUGCGCCGCUCCAAAGAGGAGAACCGGAGGAAACAGGGGCUGCUGGAGGCUCUGAACCCGAGAACCGUGCUGCUGUUCAGGGCGGAUCUGAGGACUAUCCCGGCGAGUCCUGGACCCGGUCUGAACCAGGGACUGAACCAGGCAGUUGACCAGGGACUGAAGCAGGGACCGAACCAAGGACUGGAUCAGGUUCUGAACCAGGGACUGGACAAGGGACUGAACCAGGGACCGAAGCAGGGACCGAACCAGAGACCGAACCAAGGACUGGAUCAGGGUCUGAACCAGGGACUGAACCAAGGACUGGAUCAGGGUCUGAACCAGGGACUGAACCAAGGACUGGAUCAGGGUCUGACCCAGGGACCGAACCAGGGACUGAACCAGGGACUGAACCAGGGACUGAACCAGGGACCGAACAGAGGACUGCAUCACGGUCUGAACCAAGGACUAAACCAGGGACUAAACCAGGGACUAAACCAGGGACUAAACCAGGGACUAAACCAGGGACUAAAGCAGGGACUGAACCUGAGACUGGACCAGGGACUAAACCAGGGACUAAACCAGGGACUAAACCAGGGACUAAACCAGGGACUAAACCAGGGACUGAACCUGAGACUGGACCAGGGACUAAACCAGGGAACCCCAAAACCCCCCCGGAUUAAAGAGGAGCCAGAGGAACAGUGCAUCAAACAGGAGGCAGAGCUGCUCUCAGUGUCUGUCCCAGAGUCCAGUUCUGUUGGUGUGAAGAGAGAAGACUGGUCACAGCUUCAACAAAGUGAGCCCAGAGCGGAAACACAGGAGGAAGAGCCUCGAUUACACCCUGAGACCGAAGGAGAGUCUGACACGGACAACGACGAAGACUGGAGAGCUCCAUUCAGCUGUUCAGGAGCCCACACGGAGACAGAGGUCGAAGAACCAGGGACGAGUGCAAACAACAGAGACAACACAAACAGAGGAACAGCCAAAAGACCUGGAAAGAGGCUACACAAGUGCCCUAUUUGUGAAAAGACUUUAACGAGCAAGCAAAAUUUAAAAGUCCACACCCGAGUUCACACAGGAGAAAAACCUUACAGCUGUUCAGUGUGUGGCAAAGCUUUUGUCAUUACCUCAAAACUUAAAAUACACAUGAGAACGCACACAGGGGAGAAACCAUACAGCUGUUCGUUCUGUGAGAAAAUGUUCAGCCAAAAGGGUCAUCUGCACGAACAUAUCAGGAUACACACAGGAGACAGGCCUUACAGGUGUUCACUGUGUGGGAAAACCUUCAUCCAAAGACCUCAUCUCAAAGGUCACAUGAUCACGCACAGGAAGAGAGGUCAUACAGCUGUUGAGACCGAAGUCAAUACACAGGAGCCCGUUCAGCCCACGGCUUUGACCUUAUUCAAUCAAAUGUGAUAUUUAUGGUUAUAAUUUAUUUUAUUUUGAAAAGAUUACAUUAGAACCGGGAGCAGGGGUUGGCUGCAGCUGAGCCCUUUGUCCUAGUGUCUACGGGCGGCUCUCUUCUCUUGGUUAGGGAUAUAAAGAUUAUUCAGAUCACUAUAUAAAUGGUGUAAUAGUGUGAUAUUUUGGGUUUCAUUCAGAGUUGACACCUUUUGUUGUUCUUGUAAGUGUUUAUGUGUUGUUGUUAAUGUAACUGCUUUUGUAUGUGGCAUUUGGUUGCCAUGUUUGCAGGCGACAAGUUGAUGUGAAGGUUCUAUUGGUCAGUUUUUUUGCUCUUGUUUUUGCGUGGGUUAUGGCCAUAGUCUCUAUAAAGAGGUGGACUAAGUGAGUGUGACGUUACCCAUAGUGUUCGGCUCCGGUCAAAUUAAGCUCAUCGAGGCUAGCAGCUUUAGGGUCCAAUUUGGAGUAGAUUUUUGACCACAAGUAUCAUAGCAACCAAAGAGCCAAUCCAGAAUCAGGCUGUUUAAGGUAACGCCCCCAGAGGGAAAGAAGCAACCUGGUUUGUCUCUUAUUAAUGUUCAUAUCUUGAUUUACGGGCACAAUAGUGAAAUAAAAAAUACCAGGAUCAUGUAGAGCGGGUUAAUACAAACAUUCUAAAAACCAAAAUGACGAGGAUCAUAGCAGCAGUUACAGAGAGAGGAGUGACAGUUUUACAAUGUAAAGUGAAUUGGGUCGAUGCCGGAGGUGCACCUAUGCUCACUUCCUAUUUGGAAUACGGCAGCUGGUGGAUCCAUUUAUAUAUACAGCCUAUGGUUACGGCCUACAGUAGCCCUCGUGUUCAGAAUAUAAACAACCAAAAGAAAUUUGCUGUGUUUCCUCACACCAGA
Periophthalmus magnuspinnatus is the source of this 2420-nucleotide messenger RNA. Its product is annotated as zinc finger protein 660-like. Gene Ontology annotation, molecular function: DNA-binding transcription factor activity, RNA polymerase II-specific; RNA polymerase II cis-regulatory region sequence-specific DNA binding. Lineage: Eukaryota; Metazoa; Chordata; Actinopteri; Gobiiformes; Gobiidae. The record is from RefSeq and is a predicted model, not a curated record. Bases 49 to 1548 code for a protein of 499 amino acids. Gene Ontology annotation, biological process: regulation of transcription by RNA polymerase II. The transcript is spliced from 2 exons.